CCCUGUCGUCGAUCAAACAUUAGUACGAAACGGUUGCCUAGGCAGCCUAGGUAACGAAAAUUUCUACAUGAUGUAAACAAAACCAUUUUGCAGUAAUCUGACAGUCUACAAUUAACCAAUUUUGUCAUAAAUAAACGUAUAAAAUGACAUCUUUAGAUCUGAGGCAGCAGAAACUCGAACAACAGAGACAAAUAAUAGCACAGAAAAUGAAACAAAAGCGGCAAAGUGGUGCGGGUGGAAUGGUGCAGGCAUCUAAUAUUUCCAGUACGACAUAUAAUAGCCACUCAACAAAGUGGUUAAAUCCAAACAGAGAGCUUCAUGGGUAUGACGGACCAAUGCAGUUUACAAUGUCACCCGGAAACCCUGACAUAGGUGUAUUACAAGAAAAUAGAGGAAUUGAAUCCGAAGUGACAGAUAUAAAACCGGAAAGUGGAUUUUAUGAUGGUACUGAACGUGGUGACGGGGCAGAUGAAGAAUCAUCACCAGUGGAUUUGAGAUCUCCAUCUGAUGUGCUUCACAGCCAAUCACCUCUGAGAGUAGCUCCUGUAGAUGGGCCCAUAACAGUUAUUAAUAGUGACAAUCAUUCUUCGAGUCCUGAGCUGGAAGGAAAUGUUGAAGGCAAUAUUGAGCAAUUCGUGUUGCAACCAGCUAAUAAAAAAAUGCAUUAUAAGUGUAGGAUAACACGUGAUAGAAAAGGAAUGGAUCGUGGUUUAUAUCCAACUUACUUUCUGCAUCUGGAACGAGACUAUGGAAAAAAGGUUUUUCUAUUAGCUGGGCGAAAGCGCAAGAAGAGUGCAACCAGCAAUUAUUUAAUUUCUUCUGAUCCCACUGAUCUUUCAAGAGGAGCUGAAUCUUAUGUUGGAAAAUUGAGAUCUAAUCUUUUGGGAACACAAUUUACUGUGUUUGACAAUGGGUAUUCACUGAUGAAGAGUGAAAAACGAGAAGAGCGUACUAACCCCCGGCAAGAACUGGCUGCAGUGGUUUACGACACCAAUGUCUUAGGGUUCAAAGGGCCUCGAAAAAUGACUGUUAUCAUACCAGGGAUGACAUCGGACCAACAAAGAGUACAGAUUUGUCCACGAGAGGAUUGUGAAACCUUACUUGAGUGCUGGAAAAUGAAAAACAUGGAUAACUUGAUAGAGUUACAUAACAAAACUCCUGCAUGGAAUGAUGAUACACAAUCUUACGUACUCAAUUUCCAUGGUCGUGUUACACAGGCUUCAGUGAAAAAUUUCCAAGUUGUCCACGAUAGUGAUGUGGACUACGUUGUGAUGCAAUUUGGACGUGUGGCAGAGGAUCUUUUUACAAUGGAUUAUCGUUUUCCACUCUGCGCACUUCAAGCAUUUGCAAUUGCGUUAAGUAGUUUUGAUAGCAAAUUAGCUUGCGAGUAAAUUACUUUCAAAUUAGGAUGUUGGGAAGUGUCGAUUGCAAUAAAACUUGCUCAUAUUUAAUUAAAAGGCUAGGUAAAGGACAAUCAAUUUAAAAAAUCAAUGGUUUAUGGACUAAGAAUAGUAUUGAAGAUAUCAAGUCUCGUGAAACCUAAAAGCAACAAUAAUAACUAUAAUUCUAACUAUGUGUUCACAUUCCGAUAGAUAUAAUAUUUGCUUAACACUUUACCAACUGGUAGCGGUUAAGCAUUUCUCACGGGCCGCUUGGUCGCAGAUCUUUCCUGGCACCAGCUCUGUUUCAAAAUUGGGAAUAAAAUCAGGAAGUUUGCAGAAAAAACCAACUAAUAACGAAUGACAAAUGCUGGCUGAUUGCCAUAGCAAAAGAUUGAUUGGUUACCCAUCGGUAAAGUGUUAACUUUAAUUCAUAUCAUUUGUAUAAAAAUAAUUGAAAAUUCUAUAGAUUGCAAAUAAUGUGUCCGAGGUGCACAAGCAUCAGGUUCAUACGAUAUCAUUCCAUAAUUCCCCGUCAUCUCAUCUCAGUAUUAUGAUAGAUUUAUCAGAUAAGUUUCUCAGUAUAUGAUCGCCCAGUGUCUAGACUAUGUUCAAAGGCGUAAAUGUGGUGUUAAUUCUCAGAUCACUACGGUGUGAAUUUCAAUAUAUUAUUAAUGCAAUCUCAAAUUGUAAGGCAUGCUUAAGGCUCGCCAAAUCUGGACUGUAAUCUAACGUCAUAUAUUUGAUCAAGCAUAUAUCUUGAAUGAUGUAUUCAGAUGAAAUUAAUGUUACAAUUUUGGGGUAACAUUCAUACAACAAUCUACCGUGAAACAUUAUCAAUAUAUAUAUGUGAUAGGUUAAAGAGGUGAAAAUAAUGUGGACUUUCUAGAAAUGAGAUAAUCAAAACAAGAGUUUUGCAUUAUGUUAUAAAUAAUUUACACUGCUUUUAUAUUCCGAGCAACAAAUUUUCACAAACGUUCCAAAUAUAAGGACCCAAUGUGUAUAUAUUUUUCAGUGCGUGUGGGUCUGUUCAACGAUCAAUGGUAUUUUUGUGACAGACUAUUAAUUACUACCACGUACUUACUGAAGUGUGUAUUAUAGAGAAGGAUAAGUUACUAAUUGUAUAGAAUUAAAAGUAAUUUUAACAUAGGAAAAAUGGUCUGAAUAAAAUUUAUCAAAAACUGCCCACAUAAUAGUUCAGCAAAUGACAAAGAUUUGUUUAAUUCGUGUUAAAAAUGUGUUACGAAACAUGGAUGAAACUAUGGUUAUCUCCAGAGCCAAGGCAGCGGAUCGCACUAGAUAUGAUGAUUUAUGAUAAUUAUCACAGGAUGAUUGUAAUAUGUUAGGCAUUGCAUAAUAAAUCGAUUCAUAUUUUGUCA
This is a messenger RNA of Athalia rosae (coleseed sawfly), 2758 nucleotides long. RefSeq names its product protein king tubby (gene ktub). NCBI's taxonomy places the organism in Eukaryota, Metazoa, Arthropoda, Insecta, Hymenoptera, Athaliidae. Gene Ontology annotation, biological process: protein localization to cilium. Bases 144 to 1391 code for a protein of 415 amino acids. Gene Ontology annotation, cellular component: cilium. The transcript is spliced from 8 exons. The record is from RefSeq and is a predicted model, not a curated record.